GUACCUGCCAAAAAGACAGGGGAGUGGCUCAGUUUAAAAUCCAACCCAGGAGUUCUGUGAAAACUUGCCUGUAAAAGAAGCAAGAAACUAAACAGAAUACAACAGAUUUCAGGCAACAACAUUCACAUACUGCACAGGUGACGAUUACGGACAACUCCCCAGUGGACGCUUAACUGGACUUUCUCUUUUCUUUCUCUAUUAAAGAAGCAGAAAUCAUUUUUCUCUCUGCAAGGAACAAAGUUAGUAUGGAAUGGACGAUUUAAAACAGCAUAGAAACUAUUCAGGAGGAAGUUUAGGAGACAAAGGCAUACAUGAAACAAUUACAACAACUAGACUUGCGUCUCUACCCCCACGAGGCUUCACUGCGUCCUCCAACAAGGGUAUGUCAAGUAACACUGGAGCUUCUAGCCUGGAUAGGAACAUUUUAACCCAAAGCAACGGCAGUUCUUAUUUCUUUUCUUCAUCUGGGGGUGCGGGCGGGUUCGGAUCUGGUUCCACUGAAUUUCUGACAGAGGAGACCACUGUGAGCUUAGGCAGGAAGUCAGGUGGUGGUUCUGCUGAAGGUUUUGAGAGUGUCUUUGGAUUGGACUCAGGGCUAAGGGUGAGAUCCAGCUCUACUGAUGGCACGAGGAGAACACAAGACUCCUGCAUUGCCCCUUUGUUGCUGGAAAAGAAAACCAUAACCCUUCACUCCAGUCAUUAUGAUGGAAGCUCAAGUGAGAAUUCAUCCCCAGAGACCAAAAGAAAACACUAUGGACCAAGUAGAGGAAGAACUUCGAGCAGAGAGACAGAAAUCAGGAGAAGACUACAGAGUGCAUCUCCUUCUACAAGAUGGACAGAGCUGGAGGAUGUGAAAAAGCUGUUGAAAGGUUCACGCUCCUGCAGCGUGAGCCCAACAAGAUCUCCCUGCUCCUCUCCUCUGCCCAUUCCUCGCAAAGCCACCAUAGAAACCAAGAUCUCCACCAAACCAGUUGAGCAAUAUGAUAACGUUGAUCUGGACACUGAUCUGACCUCAAUUACCUGGAACACCUCUACACUGCCGGCUGGAAUCUCCACCAGUACUUCAGCCUACAGCUUUCACAGCAACACCAACAACAUGGCAACAGGAGCUUCUCUUCCCAGCAGCACAUCUCCAUCAUCUUUAUCAGCUUAUGGAUUUCAUAACAAUUUAGCUCCUGUUAGUGGAGGUCUUUCGAGUGGAGCUAACACACUUCCAGGAUAUGGAGUACAUAACAAAUAUUCAGCAAGUUCAAACAGCACUUCUGCAUUGGGCACAGGUGUCUCCAGUUCAGGAUAUGGAGUGCAGAAAAAUUAUUCAACAAGUUCAAACAUCCCCGCUGCAGUAAGCACAGGCGUCUCCACUUCAGGAUAUGGAGUACAGAAAAAUUAUUCAUCAAGUCCAAAGAGCACUGCUGCCUUAGGAACAGGUGUCUCCACUUCAGGAUAUGGAGUACAGAAAAAUUAUUCAACAAUCUCGAACUGCACUGCUGCAGUGAGCACAGGCGUCUCCACUUCAGGAACCGGUACAAGACUCCUUAAUGAGAAUGUCACAAAGAAAUACCUGAUAUCAGAGAAAGAGAACAUUCCUGUAAAGAGAGACUGUGAAGAUCUUAUUUUGACCAAAGACAGCGGCAAGCAGUUUACCAACAGCGCCCACAAUGCCAAAGCAGAGUCAUAUUCAGAUGUUUCAGUGAAGAAGGAAGCUUUGACAACCAGCUAUUCUGAAAGUCCUCUGGUCAAGUCUAGCUCUGGUGCAUACUACGGGUCUCCAUUAGUGGCAACAAAAGAUAAAGCUACAUAUGCAGAGAUUAAGGACGAGGAUGAAUGUGGAGGAGGUUGCUGUGGAUGUGGGCCACACUGUUGCUCCUGGUGGAAGUGGCUGCUGGGCCUUUUGCUCGCCCUGCUGCUGCUCCUUGGACUUCUGUUUGGACUCCUUGCUGUGGCUGACCAGUUGAAGAAACUGAAGACUCGUGUCACCACUCUUGAGGGAAUUGUCUCGAAUCCACGCACAGAACGUCUGUUUGCUUCUAUUAAUGAUGUUAACAGCAGUGGUGGAGAGAAAUCUGUGUAUGAUGCUUCAGUCUAUUCAGGCAUUCAUUUUAGGGAAACACUGAGAGCCGAACUGCAGUCUGAAGCAAUGAAAGGCUACCUUGCGACUUUAGUCAAUUCUGAAAGAGGACUGCCAGGGCCCAAAGGUGAAAUUGGACCUCCAGGGCCCAAAGGAGACACAGGUUUCCCAGGACAAUCAGGAUUACCAGGAAGGGAUGGAUCAAAAGGGGAAAAAGGAAAUGCAGGUCAACAUGGUGCAGAAGGAUCACCAGGGUUUAGGGGAAGAGAUGGACAACCUGGACCCCGUGGAGAGCCAGGGCCACCAGGAACUGGAGAAAAGGGUGACAGGGGUUUCCCUGGUGCCCUUGGUCCAGCUGGUCCACCUGGGCCAAAAGGUGCUACUGGAUUACAUGGUGAACAAGGCCCUCAAGGCUUCAGAGGUGAACUUGGUCCAAAAGGUGACAGAGGACUUCCCGGAAGUAAAGGUGAUCGUGGUGAGAAAGGAGACAAUGGGUUUCCAGGUAUUCCUGGGAGUCCAGGGAGAUCCGGAUCAGCUGGAGAGAAAGGAGAUAAAGGAUCUUCAGGGCCUCAAGGAGCUACUGGUGAAAAGGGCCAAAGGGGAGAGUCUGGGUCAAUUGGAUUACCAGGAAUCAGAGGAGCGGCUGGGCCACCCGGUGAUGCUGGGAUACCAGGAACUCCUGGGAUUCAAGGCCCUCCAGGCAUUCCUGGCAAUCCUGGUCAACCUGGGACUAAAGGUGAGACCGGUGAACCUGGAAGAGUGAUUAAUGCAGCAGGCUCAAGCUCAGUGGCAAUCCCAGGACCACCCGGCAGCCCUGGACCUCCUGGCCCACAGGGAGCUCCAGGACUCUCAGGCCCCAUUGGCCCUGCUGGACUUCCUGGUCAGCCUGGUCCUAAAGGUCCUAAGGGAGAUCAGGGAGAUCGAGGAGAACCUGGUAUUGUAGUGAGAACUAGUGAGACUUUGAGUUCAAGGCACACAGGAAGUGUUUAUGGUGCUCAGAAUGCUGGUGUCACUGGACCAGCUGGUCCUCCUGGUCCACCAGGGCCUCCUGGACCUCCAGGAAAUUCUAUACAAGGACCACCGGGACCACCAGGCUUGCCUGGAUAUGGACAACCAGGCCCAAAAGGAGACAGAGGAGAUUCAGGAACCCUUGUGCCCAAUUCAGGAACAUUUUUUUCAGGACCACCUGGGCCACCUGGACCUCAAGGGCCUAAAGGAGCAACAGGUGCCCAAGGUCCAAGGGGAUACCAAGGGGAACCUGGUCAGCCUGGCCUUCCAGGAAGUUCGGGUAGAGUUAUCACUGAAUACGGUACGGGUCAAGGACCACCCGGUCCCCCAGGAUCACCUGGACUACCCGGACGAGACGGCCAAAAAGGGGAUCCUGGAACGCCAGGUAGAACAAUAUACCAAACGGACUCAAGAGGGUCGGUUGCAGCCGGGCCCCCAGGGCAGCCUGGUCCUCCAGGUCCUCCAGGACCCCCCGGUACUCCAGGGCAUUCCAGUGGAUCGCAUUCUGUUGCAGAUUAUCGUCAUUACAUUAGGGAGUAUAUGCAGAGUGACAGCAUGAGGCAGCAUUUGUCAAGCAUACAAGGGCCACCAGGACCACCUGGGCCUUCAGCGUCUGUGGAGGACGUGGCAUCUCGAGUUAUUGCCUACCUUCGGCGUAGUGGAACUAGUGGUGUCUCUUUUAGCCAAGGUCCCCAAGGUCCACCUGGUCCUCCAGGCCCAUCAGGAAGUAUAUCCGCUGAAUACAUCAUUUCUCUUUUACAGAGAGAUGAUGUAAGGCGUUAUGUAAUUGGCCCUCCAGGGCCACCUGGAGCGCCUGGCAGUGUUACUAGUACCUUCAACACGCAGGAAGUGGCAAAUUAUGUCCUCAGGGUGAUGAAUGACAAGGGGAUGAUAAAUAGACCUGGACCACCAGGCCCUCCCGGCCCUCCAGGCCAACCAGGCUCCACCUACAGUGACAUAGUCACUCUGAUUCAGAAGGCAGGGCUUAGUGGAAGCACUGGACGUCCAGGCCUUCCUGGUCCUCCAGGGAUACAGGGACCUCCUGGUCCACCCGGUAUCCCGGGAAGCAGCACUUCUGUGGUCUCGGGUUACAAACUGGAGGACAUCCAGAGAUACCUGCACAAUUCUGGUUUUAGAGGACCUCCUGGCCCUCCUGGUCCACAAGGACCCCAAGGACCUCCAGGAGACUCCUUUGUGUCAUCUAGCGGAUCUUCAUCUAGUGGAUCUUCAUCUAGCAGAUCUUCAUCUAGCGGAUCUUCAUCUAGCGGAUCUUCAUAUAGUGGAUCUUCCCAGGCCCAGCGAGACCUAAUCCGUUCUGAGCUGCAGGACUACUUUAACAGUGACACUGUAAAACUCUACACUUAUGGCCUCCCUGGACCUCCCGGACCUCAAGGAGAAAAAGGUGAACGUGGUGAGCCAGGAUAUAGUCAUCAGACUGUCAGAAGCCAGUACCACUAUGGUACUCAGACCGGUGAACCACUGGACUACUCCAAUGUUGCAGUGAAAGUGACUGACUACAUUAAGAAUCAGGGUCUACUGCAGGAUAUGACUGAGACGUACUGGAGAAGUCAAGUAGGAAGACUCCAAGGAGCCCCUGGACCUGCUGGUCCUCCUGGUCCGCCCGGAUAUAGCCGCGUGUUUGCCGCCUAUGGAAACGUGACUGCUGACCUUGUGGACUUCUUUAGAAUACACGGGACUAUUCCAGGGCCACCCGGUAGGCAGGGGCCAAGAGGAGAAAGAGGAUACCCAGGAUCUAAAGGAGAGAAAGGGGAGAUAGGAAGUUCAGGAAUAGCUGGCCUGCCCGGACAGAGAGGACCUGAAGGACCAAGAGGAGAGAAGGGUGAAAAAGGGGAGAUUGGAAUUCCCGGAAAACCUGGCCUGCUAGGGCAGAGAGGACCCGAAGGACCAAGAGGAGAAAAGGGUGAAAAAGGUGAUAUCCAGACUGGUAGAUGGAGAAGAGCCACGGGUGUGUAAAGGCUUACAAAGUCACAGCAGAAUGUUGUGCCAUGCAGAUCAUAUAGAAGAUACAUAUUUUUAAGAUGAUACAGUAAAUACAUAAACUUGCCUCUCUUUAUGAAGUAAUGCAGGUCAGAGGCUUGUUUGGGCUAUUUUAUCAAAAUAUGCAGUUUUAUAAUUAAACAAAUGCAUGCAAUAUUAAUCCAAACAUUACACGCAUAGGUGCAGUUGGUUUCCCAGACAGGGUUUAGAUUAAUCCAGGACUAGGACUUAGUUAUAUUAGGACAUUUAAGUAGUUUUUUACAAAAACAAUACUGGUGUGCAUCUUCAGACAAAACAAUGGCACUGAUAUAUGUUAAGAUACAUCAGUGCAAGAUGUUUUCAAAGGGGACAUUUCACAACACUUUUUAAGAUGUAAAUAAAUCUUUUUUAAAGCAA
Messenger RNA from Paramisgurnus dabryanus, 5470 nucleotides. It is a transcript of the gene col17a1b, whose product is annotated as collagen, type XVII, alpha 1b. Gene Ontology annotation, biological process: extracellular matrix organization. The record is from RefSeq and is a predicted model, not a curated record. Gene Ontology annotation, molecular function: extracellular matrix structural constituent conferring tensile strength. Lineage: Eukaryota; Metazoa; Chordata; Actinopteri; Cypriniformes; Cobitidae.